Molecule: messenger RNA, 4635 nt
Organism: Peronospora matthiolae
Lineage: Eukaryota; Oomycota; Peronosporomycetes; Peronosporales; Peronosporaceae
Source: the annotation of a GenBank genome assembly
AUGGUCGAGAAGCGUCCGAGUGCAGUCGGCGACUCGCCGAGCGACGGCCAGCGCCACAAGCGACAGACGACGGAGUCGGACCGCACUAUUCAGUCGCUAGACGUCACGGUGUCUCCCAUGAGUCAAAGUCCUGCGGUCCAGGCGUCACUGCUGCCUGCAAACUCCACGUCAACAUCCACGUCCCCAAGAGCUCUUUUUCCAGCCGCAGUGCCGCCACCAAUACUCGUAUUCAGCGGCAAAUUUCAAGUUUUGGAACUUGAUAAUGAGCAGAUCGUGACGUCAGUGAAGCGUGACGCUCAAGGCGCUUCCUGGCGAGUCAUUUGGCAGCCUCGAAGCCUCACGGACCAUUCGUUUGUCGGUGUCUUUGUCGAGCUCGUUACCGACACGCGAGAGCACCACAAUGUGUCGCCACGACUGGCUGAGGUCAGGAUCGCACUCUUGCAUCAAGGGGGUCGUGCGUCGGUUGCGAAACACACGAGCGUGCAUGCAUUUUCCAAGGACACGCCAUUGUUCGGCAUGAGUCAGUUUUGUUUACGCAGUGACUUGCUGAAUCCGUGCAAUCAUUUCUUGACAACUGAUGGAAAAGUGGAGAUUGAAGUGCAGCUGACGUUUGUUGCGGAUACUACAGAUAUUGAAAUAGAGAUCGAGGAAAACGCGCAUGCGCCAAUGGUCUCGUCUCGUCAAGAUGGAGCCUGGACAAAUGAUUCACAGUCGAUACAGGAUUUGCACUCGUACGACUCGAAAGAGGAGACAGGGAUGGUGGGGUUGAAGAAUCAGGGAGCCACGUGCUACUUGAACUCGUUGCUGCAGACGCUGUUCCACUUGCGAGCAUUUAGGCAGAUGGUGUAUGAGACGCCUACUGCUGAAGAAGACACGAAUAAUUCCGUGUCGUUGGCAUUACAGCGUGUAUUUCACCGGUUACAGAGUCAACAAAAGGUAGUGUCGACGAAGGAACUGACGCGCUCGUUUGGAUGGAGUGCGAUUGACUCUUUCAUGCAACAUGACGUGCAGGAGCUGUACCGAAUUUUGUGCGAUCGGUUAGAAGAAAAAAUGAAACACACGAGAGUGGACUCGGCAAUUCCGAAGCUUUUUGAAGGCAAAGUAAGGUCUUUUGUGCAAUGUGUGAAUGUGGACUUUCAGUCUUUUCGUGACGAAAGCUUUUAUGACUUGCAACUGGAUGUCAAAGGCUGUAAGGAUUUAAUGCAGUCCUUUCGCAAGUAUGUGGAGGUAGAACUGUUGGACGGAGACAAUCAAUACGAAGCUGAGGGACAUGGAAAACAGGAUGCCAAGAAGGGCAUCGAGUUCGCCACUUUUCCGCCUGUUCUUAAUAUCCAGCUUAAGCGCUUUGAGUACGAUGCCAUGCGUGAUGGCAUGGUCAAGGUUCACGAUCGCUUCGAGUUUCCAAAAGUUCUUAUUCUCGAUGAAUUUAUCGCUCACAGUAGCGCAACAAAAGACACCAACGAGAAAUCUCCACGGUAUGUUUAUCAUCUCCAUAGUGUUCUGGUUCACAGUGGUGAUGUGCACGGCGGUCAUUACUACGUAUUUAUUCGACCUGGAAAGCAUACUAGUUCAAGUACGAGUUGGUUCAAGUUUGACGAUGACCAGAUCACGCGCGUGGAUGAACGUAUAGCAAUCGAGGGAAAUUUUGGUUCUGGUGGGACUCCUGUAACACCACAAGGAGGAUCUACGGAAUCGCCGUUGCCUUUGCACUCGUCAUCAAUUUUUGGUCCGUCUGAUAUAAACGCUGAAAAUGCUAAUGAGCCUGGUGGCAUGGAUGGCUUAGAAUUUACGUCGGUGGCUGCACCGGGCGAGCCCGGUACUGGUGGCGGCAGCGCAACGGAUGAAGGAUAUGAGUACAGUCAAUAUAACGACACAAGCAGUGUCCCGUUACGUCCUUCGUCAAGCACUCAGAUGCUUCCACUUGGUAGGAGUUUUUCUAGCGCAUACAUGCUUGUGUACGUGCGCAACGGUGAGAACGACAUCAGCGCCAUUCAGGAAGGGGCUUUUGUGGAUACAGAGAGUAUCACAACGACACCUUGUGCUUCAAAAGAGAUUUCCGCGGCUGAUCAUUUACUCAACAUCAUUAAAACGGAAGUACCACCUAUCAAACCAGAGAUUCGUACUUGGGAAAGCGAUCCGGUGUCGAUUCCGACCGAGCUGGUUACACGGUUCCACGAGGAGGAAAAAGCAGUUAGCCGGCGCAAGAAAGCUCAGCAGACAGAGCACUUGUACAUGAACCUACGUAUUGCUUCCGACACGAGCAUCGCCAAACUGAGACGUAUAACAAAGACGAUGGACUUUUCUGGAUUUAAUAACUCGAACACGUUGCGUAUCCGCAUUAAACGCACCGCAUCGAUCCGGCAGCUCUACCGUCGAGUGUAUAAAGAGACCGGCGUUCCCAUGUUACGACAGCGCUUGUGGAAAGUCAUUACGCGCGAAAAUCGUACAACACGACCUGAUCAACCUCUCGGUCCCGAUUUGUUUGGCUGUCGUGUGGACUGGCUGAUCGAGGAUGAUGCAUCGCAUAAAGCCCCUGUUAGACUGUAUCUUCAGAUACUGAGUAGCGUGCCGAAAUCUCCCCCAUCGCCGUCGUCCCCGUCCAUCCAUGCUCUCGAAGUAGAAGAAUUGAGUAAGAUCACAGCACCGGUUAUCCAUCGGCAUUUUUGGGAUGAAUUUACACCUCCAGAGAUUGAAAACAAAUCGUUUGGUACAGGUGAUACAACAGCUAGCCAGGGGACGGAGGAUGGUGAUGAGGAUGCGGCCAUUGCAUUUGCUCCGGCUGGUGAAAGCAUCGUAGUCGACCACGCGCCGGCGCUGCAGAGUUACGAAAUUGUGUUGUUCAUCAAGUUUUAUGACCCUAAGCGGAAACUUGGCGAGCGUUUGGAGUAUGUAGGUAACGUAGUAGUGGAUUCGCGGAUAACUGGUGCGGAGCUAGCGAAGUAUCUGCACGACGCACUAUCGCUUCCUAUUAUUGCGGAGUUACUGUUGUACGAGGAGGUUCAAUCGACCUCUGUGUCUGAGAUCGACAUGGAGUCAACAUUAACGGGAUCUGAAAUUCAGAAUGGUGAUAUAAUUUGCUUCCAGUAUGCAGCAAACGAAGAUGUGUCGAACUGCGUUGUGAUAAAUCCAGGAAUGGACGAUGAUCUUGGUGUGGUGGGGACGACGUAUAUCGGCCCUGAUGGUGAAGAAAUGAACAGUGUGAUUUGUCCAGAUAGUGAAGAUAAUCUGGCACAUACCAGUUCAUUACCGAAUUUGAGUGCCAGGUAUAACAAUGACAAUCAAAGCCCUCAUAGCCACGGGUUGGCUAAGGUAAGGCAACCAUGUGCUGGAAAGCUUCACCAGCAUCAGAGGCAGCUAUCAGAGAGGUAUCCAGACGUGCCCUCGUACUUCCAAUACUUGCUGGAUCGCGUGGAGGUGACUUUUCAUCGGUAUGGGCAUUCGGAGGAAGAGUCCUUUACCCUUUCACUUUUGUUCAGUAACGUGUAUGAUGAGGUGAUCGAUGCUGUGGCGUCACACUUGGGACUUCUUGGUCCAAAACGGUUGUUUGUACGAUUGUACCAGCACUCACCUCUUAAUAAUUUGCCCAUGAAGUCGCCGCUGCGUCAUUCCCGAUACGCUGGGGACGAUCAAACUACAUUGGAGGAGCUGCUUACUGAAUAUAUGGAGCGCACCAAUAUUUUAUACUACGAGCUGCUGAGUUAUCCUAUUACAGAGAUUGAAGCGAAGAAGGAGCUACUCGUGCAUCUCAGCAUUUAUGAUGCUUGCUUUGCUACCGAAGAGGCAGCGUCGCCAUCACCUGUUUCACCCCAGCGCCAUAUUGAAGUGCUUGUCAAGCCCACGCAUACGGUUCGCGACUUGCUCAAACUUAUCCGGAAAGGGUGCCGGCUACCAGAGGACACACCGUUGCGUGCAUGCGAGACCGUCCAGCACGGAACGAUGAUCACGCGUUUGAUUCAGGAAGACGUGCCGCUGCAAGGCUACUGGGGUCAAGGUGCUGUGUCAGACCCCCAUUCGCCUGAGAUUUUGGUGGAACAGAUUCCUAUGUACGAGAUCAAUAGCGAUAACGAUAUGGUGGACAAGCAGGCGUCCGCAAUGUCAGAGCAUAGGGUGUCCGGUGUCGCUAGUACAGAGGUCGUCACAGAAGGAGAGAUGUCAUUGAAGAAGACCGAAACUGCUCAUGUACGUUCACCGCGCCAGUUGAAGGAUGUGUCGCCUGAUGACGACGAAGCCACAAUGUGGUAUUACAAGGGCGUGGUGCAUUUCAACUUCCAGAAUACCUCCCAAAAGUUGAUACACCCGCAUGGAGUGCCAUGUGUCGUGCGUUUUAGCGAGCGCGAUACCGUCGGCGCCAUCAAGGAGCGUAUACGCCAGCGAAUGGGUAUCUCGUUUGAAGUCUUUGCACAGUGGAAUUUUGCGCUCGUCAAGGACCUGAAAGCGUCAACGCUGCAGAACGUGUACGACGAAAUGGAGCCCGAGGCGCUCGACGCGUUCCCCAUGUCGCGGCUCACCGAGCUCUGCGGAGCCGACUUCGAACAUUUAGGCAGCUUAGGGCUGGAGCAUGCGGACCCGACGCCGGUGCCUCGCCACCACAGCACCAGGAGACUGGAAACUGGUAUUCACAUCCGUCAGAGCUGA